Messenger RNA from Linum trigynum, 2147 nucleotides. Lineage: Eukaryota; Viridiplantae; Streptophyta; Magnoliopsida; Malpighiales; Linaceae. The record is from the annotation of a GenBank genome assembly.
GACCAAGUGGAGGCCCAUAUUACAAAUAAGCAAAUUUAGAGUUGAGGGUCCAUAAAAGAAAAUCUUCCCUUACGUCUUCAUCUUUCAGAAUCCUCACUCCGCACUUCCCAGUUCCCAGUCAGGCAGAGCAGCCGUGUUUCGACUCUCUUUAACUUCACCGGAAUCCGGCGAUCAAACGGCGGAGGACACCAUCGACCGAUGGUGCGCAAUCAACGGUGAGCUUCUUCUUCCUACUCCCCAGAUAAUAUCUUUUCUCCUUUUCCAUAUCCAAAUUUUCCGUUUCGUACGACGAAUAUCUGACGCCAAUCCGCCACUAACAUCCAAAAGGCGGUGGUCGCCGGUAAAAUCCGAUCGGAACAAUCAACCUUCCAUUUUUCCAUCUGAAUUCUUUAUUUCAGCUUCAACGCAGGCUCUACUUUUGACCAUCGCUGUUCUGGAUGAGAAAAUUAGGUUUCUUUUUAUUGCUCUGAACAGCAAUAUUUCCCCCGCUCCGAAACGCCGCUCAAAUUGAUUCAGUCUCUUUCAUCAGGAAUGGAGAAGCUCAGGAGCUGCUACCGCGAUGUUGCCGAAAUCUUGCUAUCGAAAUUGGAAACGAGGGAUUUGCUUCAAAUGAAAUGCGUCUCCAAGGGCUGGCGAGAACUCAUCUCUGACCGCUCCUUUGUGCUGAAUUACUCACGGCAGUGGCAGCAUCCGCCUCUAUCCGGAUUCUUCUUCCUUAAGAAAUCUUGGCGGGCGGUGAACUACUACUACGAUGCAAGCUACAUUUCGGGUGCACGGGAAGAAGCAGCAAAGCUUCUUAAAAGCCCUCUCGAUUUCAUUCCAGAGGAUUUCAUGGUUACCUCUUCCUGCAAUGGCUUGGUUUGUUGCACAAACUUCUCCCUUAGCAAUAGUACCCUUACUCUCCAUGUUGGAAACCCAUUAACCAGAGAAUGGAUUGAGCUAGAUUGGGAUGGGCGGCGUGGGAGACCGAUCGUCAUGACAUUGAGCUCCAAUCCUUCUCGUGAUAUCGCCGAGGAUUCCACAGACUUCAAGGUGGCGACGGUGUGUGUUAGAAUCGACAAGGAGAGUCUUGCGUUUCAUAUAUAUUCGUCCAAGACGAGAUGUUGGAAGGUUUCAGAUUCAGGUGAAGUGUGCAUUAUGAAGAAGAAGUACAAUAUGUUUCAUACAGAAUAUGUGUCUGUCAAAGGGGUGAUGUAUUGGCUCAUUGAUGCUGAUGAAAUCCUCGUGUUCGAUGUGGAAAACGAGUUAGCUCAUAGAGUCUCCACCCCUGAAUGCCAAUUCCAGUGUGGCGAGCCAGAUGCGUGUAUUGGGGAAUCUGGUGGGGAGUUACAUUAUGUACUGCUGUCAGAGGGAAGACUGCAGAUAUGGGUUCUUGAGGAUCCCAGUGAAGGCAAAUGGUCGUCACUGAGGUAUGAAAAGUCCUUGGCUGAUAUUGACAAUGUGCAUCCUGAGUUGUCACUCAAUCUGCAGUUUGAGAUGACGAUUCCUUUGGCAUUCAAAGAUGGGGUCUUCUUACUGAGGGUGUCGGACGAUGUGUACUUGUACGACACGAGGAACGAUGGGAUGAAACAUGUUGCUCAUGCUGCGGAGUUUGGUACCGGGAGCAUGCUUGAUCCUAUGGUAGUUCCAUACUCCAUGAGUUUGGUUCCCCUGAAUCGACCAUGAGUGAAAAGGUACCCUAACUCUGGUCUCCGAGCUACUAACCUUUGUUUUCAUUGUUGUGUAAAGAGCUAGAUUUGAUCGUAUUGUCUGAUAUAUGUCUCUUUUCUUUCCCCUCUUCAUUUUGGCCUUCUGCAGGUAUGGUUAUGCAAUUGCAAUGUGAGGUACAAGGAGCAACAUUUCGGCAGGAUUAAGAGAGCAAAGGGUUUCUGAAUCUUUACAUUCGGAAUUUAUUGGACAGGAAUUAUGAAGCAGUAGCUUAUUUUCAAAAUUGAACUCGUCAAAUUUUGACGAAAAAGCAGAUGGAGAUCGGCCAAACCAUUCUUUUAUUACAAAUUUACAUAAGUGGUCAUUUUAUUAGUACCCAAAUUCGAGUGACUGUUUAUAUAAUAUCCUAGUUUGAUAUGAAGUUUAAUGACUAUUUUGAUUUGAACUUUUUGAAAUCUCUAAAUUAAUCACAUUUUGAAUAAUAAUUGCUUAUUUUCGUU